CUGCAGUGCCACUUUACCUGGGAUCUGGACCCCAGCAAGACCAAUUUUUUACGUCUCAGCGACAAGCUGGUGGACAUGGGCACGGAGGAGGGAAACAGCUGGCUGGGUCACAUUUACAACCUGAGGGGGUUCAUUCAGUACAAGCUGGGCUUCACCGAAGACGCCCAGAGUCCCUACCUACUAUGGGUUUACAGACACUAUGUAGCUAUUGAUGAGGCCAUUGAUUUGGCAGAGAAGGCUCUGGAACAACAUCCAGAUGAGCGUUGUCUGAAGAGAUGUGCCGCACUCUACUACAAAUGGAAGAUCAUUCUUUCCAGCGACAGUUGCCCAAAGCAAAGCAUGAUAGACAGAGCAAUCAGUCUCCAUAAGGAGGUGGUUUCUCUUUACCCCCAUUCUUCAUUUGUGAACAAAGUAGACCUCGCAAACAUAUACGCGAAGUCCAAUCAUGGCCAGGCUAAAGCUGAGCAGAUGUACCAGGAACUGCUAGAAAUUGAUCUGAAACCUGCAGACAAACAGCUGGUUUACAACAACUACGCAAAGUAUUUAAACUACGAUCGACAGGAUCACAACAAGUCAAUAAAAUAUCACAUGAAGGCGGCAGAGAUACCGCAUCAAUCCUACUAUCGUAGGAACAGCAUAAAAAUUCUGGAGAAGAUAAAAAGUACACGCAGGAACCCAAUGUGGAGAGAAAUAGAGGAGUUUCUGGAAAACCUGCAAAAGCCAUAG
Molecule: messenger RNA, 726 nt
Organism: Anarrhichthys ocellatus (wolf-eel)
Lineage: Eukaryota; Metazoa; Chordata; Actinopteri; Perciformes; Anarhichadidae
Exons: 2
Biological process (GO): defense response to virus
Cellular component (GO): cytosol
Molecular function (GO): protein binding
Source: RefSeq, a predicted model, not a curated record